AUGGACUUAUUAGACCUCUACCACGCUCACGAUUACGCACUAUCUGAGCCCGACGAAGAAGUUAUCGAAGAAAUUAAAGAAAUUCCGGAUGUCAACCAGAAACCCAAACAGAGAAAGGCGAAAUUUGUUCCAUGGGAACCUUAUAAAGCAGCAGUCAGUCACGAAAUAAAAGGCACAAAAUGUCCCGAUCGGUUACCGGAAUUGAUAGCUUAUUCGCUGCAGAAACGCGCCGAGCCCAACAAUAAUGAAAUCGGCGAGCGCGUGCUAACCGAUACGCGAAAAUUGAAAAAUCCGAGUGUGAAAUUGACGCGAAACGAGGAAAUUUUGAAUGAGGAACUCAAAAAACUCACCGAUGAAUUGCGAAUCGAACAAAAAAUCAAUGAAGAACUCAAACGAUUGAUGAUUGCAACGCUUAAUGAGGAGCUGCAGGGUCAAGUAGAAGCCUUAACAGAAGACAAAAUUCGGCUUGCACAUCGUGUCGACGAGUAUAUGGGAAAAUUAGUCAACGAAGAUGAACAGCUCGAUCAGGUCCGAAUAGACCGCGAUAUUUGGAAAUGUAAAUUUUUAGCGCAAUCAAUACGCUGCGAUGAGCUAACCGCGAAAAAUGAAUUCAUUUUGAAAAUUUUGUUGAAAGCUCAAGAAAUUGUUCGCCAAAAACAUCCAGACGAUCCUGACGCGAAAGAUUUGCUAAAUCUCGACCUCAAACAAUUCUUCGCAAGGUCUCCAUGUGAAGAAAUAGUGCGUCGGAAUCCAGCAAGAUACACAAAUUUGACAAUAUCAUGCUGCAAAAAUUGUUCCGGGAAAGAAAUUCAACUUCUAUAA
Messenger RNA from Caenorhabditis bovis, 822 nucleotides. Lineage: Eukaryota; Metazoa; Nematoda; Chromadorea; Rhabditida; Rhabditidae. The record is from the annotation of a GenBank genome assembly.